CUGCUGUACACCGUGACUAUGGGACACAACCCAACCGGCAUCCUCCUUUCCCUCGAGCGCCGCAAGGCCCUCUACGCAGUCUGUUCCAAAUUCGACGUCAUCAUUGUCGAGGAUGACCCUUACUGGUACCUCCAGUUCCCCUCUGCCGCGUCUGAAGAGUCCAAGUCGCGCAACCGACCUCCCGUCGCCGACGCCUUCUCUGAGUCCUCACUCAAGAACAACAAGUCCUCUGGCUACGAAUUCCUCGACUCUCUGGUCCCGUCCUUCCUUAGCGUCGACGUUGACGGCCGCGUCGUCCGCCUCGACACCUUCAGCAAGACCGUUGCACCCGGCUGCCGCCUCGGCUGGGUCACCGCGCAGCCCGGCCUCAUCGAGCGCUUCGUCCGCGUUAGCGAGGCCACCACCCAACAGCCCUCGGGCUUCGUGCAGAGCGUCAUCUCGGAGCUCCUCAUCGGGCAGAAGCAGCCGCCCGAGGUCACGUCCGGCUGGCUCUCCCUGCGCACCAACAAGGAGCGCGCCGCCUACAGCGGGUGGCAGACGGACGGCUGGGUGCGCUGGCUCGAGGGCCUGCGCGGCGAGUACGAGAGGCGCAUGAACCGCAUGUGCCGCAUCCUGGACGAGGGGAGCGUCUAUGUCAAGCAGGGCACGCCGCGUGCGGUCCAGGACGCUGACGUCUGUGUCCUGACCAAGACGAAGCUGUACGACUUUGCCUGGCCCAGGGGCGGCAUGUUUGUCUGGAUCAGGAUCUUCUUCGAGAAUCAUCCGCUCUACGGCGUCCCGAGCUCUGACGGUGCCGACCUUAUCGAUGGUGCUGCGCUCGCGACUGGGUUGUUGCUCUACCUCACUCGUAAGCCGCAUCUGGUGCUCAUCAGCCCUGGUGCCAUGUUCAGCUCCACCGAGCAGGUGAGGAGGGACGUGGGCUGGCAGUACGUGCGCAUGUGUUUCGCGGCUGAGUCGGAAGAGAAUGUGGACUUGUGCUCGCAGAGGUUUGUGCGAGGCGUGAGGAAGUACUGGGCCAUCAAGAAGGUCAAGGAGCUGGAGGAUAUCAUCAAGGAUUCGCCUGUGGCCGAGGGGAACGAGCUGGAUGAGGAGGUUGCAAACCUGGGACUAUAUAUGGGCUGCUAGUUUGAUGGUGAUGAUGAUGACCACGACGCCUUCAUUUCAUUUCCAUCGUGUCUGUGGAUAACUAGGGCGUUUCUGGCUGGGUUCGUUUGAUAUGAUACACGAGCUAGACCGGGAAUUUGCAAGUUGAUAGCAGCACAAAAAACCAAAUAUAAAACAAAAGACACUAUCCAUGCC
Molecule: messenger RNA, 1299 nt
Organism: Cryphonectria parasitica EP155
Lineage: Eukaryota; Fungi; Ascomycota; Sordariomycetes; Diaporthales; Cryphonectriaceae
Product: PLP-dependent transferase
Exons: 2
Coding region: 19-1125 (368 amino acids)
Biological process (GO): biosynthetic process
Molecular function (GO): transaminase activity; pyridoxal phosphate binding
Source: RefSeq, a predicted model, not a curated record